Messenger RNA from Leptomonas pyrrhocoris, 1913 nucleotides. RefSeq lists its product as hypothetical. NCBI's taxonomy places the organism in Eukaryota, Euglenozoa, Kinetoplastea, Trypanosomatida, Trypanosomatidae. Gene Ontology annotation, molecular function: RNA binding; pseudouridine synthase activity. The record is from RefSeq and is a predicted model, not a curated record. Gene Ontology annotation, cellular component: nucleus. Gene Ontology annotation, biological process: pseudouridine synthesis. Bases 18 to 1913 code for a protein of 631 amino acids. The transcript has a single exon.
AGUUUUCACACGUUGUCAUGAAAGCCCUGGGCCGCGGCCCCAUCACACGGCUGGCCGGCGCCGCUGCUUCGCCGCGUGGUGCCGGUGUGGUCGGAGCCAUCUACAGCCGCGACGACUGGAACGCCGGCCGUGACGUGGCAGCAGAGGAGCGACGGUGCGGGAUGGUGGCACGUCUGUCGGAGACCGGCGGCCCUCAACGCUUGUUAUCUCCGCCUCCGCCGUUGUCAUCAUCAUCCACGUUGCCGUCGUUGCAUAACGGAACCCCGCUAUUGGCCGUGGUGCGAGCGCAAACAACCGACGCGCAAGUUAACGAGGUCGACGCGUCGGAUCACGGUGCGUUCCUCGAGAGGUCACCACGAGCGAGGUGGCGCAAAGUGUCGCGGUCAAAGAUGCUGCUCGUCGAGGACACGGCGACGCCCUUCAGUGAUCCGGAGAAAACUUACACUCCACGCGUGCAGAGCUACGGCGAGUACGUGCGGCGACUGGGAAAGCUGCCGGAGGAUCAGCCGCUGCUCCGCUUUGUGAUGUACCGCGACGGAUACUCGCUGGAGGCGGUGCGGCACCGCUUUCAGUACGAGAUCGGCGUUUCGUCGGAUGCCGUGUACCUCCACCCGCCACCCGGUGGCUCCUUUGCCUCCAUCACACAGUUCGGCCUCGCAGUGGGCGUGACGCGUGAGCAGCUCCCGCACGUCUCCCGCCGCUACAACGUGCACCCGCUCGUCUUCGACGACAGGAGCUACCACAGUCUUAUGGAGCUGGAGAAACUGUCGGCUGGCCCACGUGGGCACCUCCACCGCGUGGUCCUGCGCUGCGUCACCGGGGACGAGGCGGCAGUGUCGGCGCUGCUCCGGCGGCUCAGCACCGACGGCUUCAUCAACUAUUUCGGCGUGGAAACGUUCGGCGUGGGCAGCAACACCCUUUUUGAUUUCGCCGCGUCGUACCACAGCGGUGAUGUCCACCAUGCUGUCGGUGGAUAUCUGCAGACGCUCGCCGAGAGCAACCCGCUGCACCACCCGUCGUACCUCGCGUACGCCAACGCCGAGGAGGGCACGGCGGCCGGUGUGCUCGGCGAGUGGCUGCGACUGUGCGAAAGGGCGAGGCUGCCAAAGAAGACGCGUGAGGUUCUCCGUUCCCUUCAGCACUACCACAAUCUUCACCACCCCAGCCUCGACACGGCGCGGACAACGGCUAUGCACGCCGUGUGGGACCUCUGUGGCGUGGCAGACCGCAGUGAGACUAGCGCGGCGGCGUUUGUGUGGAAUGCGAUGGCGUCGCAGCGGCUGCUGAGUUACGGCAGCCGACCCGUUAAAGGUGAUUUGGUACGAUGUGUGGGCCUGCACGGUGAAGUGCAGAUUUCCGAAGUCGCAUCCGACGUGGAAGCUGCUCAGUACACGACGGAGGACGUCGUCUUGCCCGUACCCCACAGGGAGAGGACGGUGCCCUAUCCGACCCACGUCGUGAAUCGGGCGCUCUUCGCCGAGUUCGCAGCAAAGCACCACCUCUCGUUUUUGUUCGAGCCGUCCGCUGCGGCGGACUCUCCUGCUCCGUUAAGCGCCGCCGAUGCGGUGGCGCACUACCGGCACGUGGUGCGUCGACCGGAGCGCUUGCAGGCCGCCGUGCUGCGCGACCCUAGUUCGUGCACCGCACUGAAGAGCGAUCACUUUCUGCUCCAGGAGCACCAACCCACGGAGAGCUGGUCGCUUGACUACGAACGGCGGGUGCGUGAGCCGUCGCCAUUUAAUGUGUCGGAGCGAUUUUGCGAGAAAAUGCAGUACAUCCGCCAGUGCCAACCCGGCGAGAACACCGUUGUGCUCGCUUUCGCGCUGCCAGCUGAGUCGUCGCCGUGGGUUGCGCUGCGUGAGGUGUUUGACCUGCGCUACGGCAGCUUUCACGAUUUGUAUGGCGUCUCGUAG